Strongylus vulgaris is the source of this 1107-nucleotide messenger RNA. The record is from the annotation of a GenBank genome assembly. Lineage: Eukaryota; Metazoa; Nematoda; Chromadorea; Rhabditida; Strongylidae.
AUGACAGCGGAUGACCCAUCAGCUGACGUUGAAUUUCUAACAAGGAUUGCCUCAAUCGAGUCCAAGAUCAGAAAAAUAAGUGAUCUUGUACCCAUCUCAUCUUGGGGCUUCAGUGCCGAUGUACAGGAAAAAUUACGCCAAAGAAAACAUCGCAUAGUGAAUCAGCAACUCACAGCAAAGGAGAAAAAGAUGCUUCCUAAUAGUAGGAAGCAACAGGUAGCUCGAACCGUAGGUGGAGUAUGCCGACACGUUACAGAAGUGAUUGACCUUCUGGGAGCGUCUGCUAAGGGUGUGCAACCGAAAAAGGCAAGCUUCCCUGUAAAAGAAGACAAUCCGAAGGGCAACAGUAACAACGAUAAUAAGAAGGAGAACAUUGAGAAGCUGGAGAAUAGUAGACAACUCGACCAGUCGCUUGAUGUAUUGGAGCAACGUGAAAUGGCCAUACGUAAAUUGCAAGAAAAACUGAAGGUUAUGAAAGCGAACCGACAAAGCAAGAAGAAAGCGUCAGUUGACUCAUCGGUUGCGCAGAAGUUUGAACAAGAAAGGAAGUUGAAACGUCGUGUGAGCAAAAUGAAAAUGAAGCAGAGGAGGUCCGAAGAAAAGCGGCAAAAAGAGAACGGGAAUGCAGAGAACAAAACGGAAGUGAAAAAGGCUAAGGAGGAAAUAGUUUCAUUCUCAAAGUUUGACUUCCUUGUCAAAGCCGAAGGAAAGAAAAAGAGACUUAGUACAUCAGAAAAGAAACAGAAGUUUACUGGAAAAGAUUACAAAUCUCUUCUAAAUAAGGUUGAGAAGAGGGAAGAGAAGCUGGAGAAAUUACGCGAAAAGGAACCGAAGCUUGCCAUAGAGAUGGAAGAUGACAUCAGGUGGAAUCGCGCUGUGAAGAAAGCUCAAGGAGUCAAAGAUAAUGCAGAAAUGCUAAAGAAAGGCCUAAAGCGCAAGGAAAAAAUGAAGGAAAAGAGGAAGGAACAGUGGGCAGAUCGAGAAAAGAAAGUGGAAAGAGAAAAGGCAAAGAGGCAAGAAAAACGCAUGGAAAAUCUGCAAAAACGAAUAGAUCUUAAGAAGAAGAACAAACUUAAAGUAAUGAGAAAGAAAGGACGCAUUUUGUGA